This is a messenger RNA of Zingiber officinale, 560 nucleotides long. RefSeq names its product ethylene-responsive transcription factor LEP-like. The coding region runs from base 36 to 479 and encodes 147 amino acids. The record is from RefSeq and is a predicted model, not a curated record. Gene Ontology annotation, molecular function: DNA binding; DNA-binding transcription factor activity. The transcript has a single exon. Gene Ontology annotation, biological process: regulation of DNA-templated transcription. Lineage: Eukaryota; Viridiplantae; Streptophyta; Magnoliopsida; Zingiberales; Zingiberaceae.
AACACAAGAAGCAGGGGAAGACAGAGACAUUUAACAUGGCGGAUCACUACUCGCCUGAUCAAUUACUAACUCUCCGCUGCCGCCGGAAGCGGCGGUCUCGGGCGUCGAGCGACUACCUGGGAGUUCGUCGGCGGCCGUGGGGCCGCUACGCCGCCGAGAUCAGGCACCCCGUCACCAAGGAGAGGCACUGGCUCGGCACCUUCGACACGGCAGAGGAAGCCGCCUUGGCCUACGACCUCUCCUCCAUCUCCUUCUGCGGCAUAGCCGGAGCUAGAACCAACUUCUACUACCCUUUCAUGGCUGAUUCUAUUGCUUCUCCUUCCCUGCCGCAGCCUCCGCCUCCACCUCCUCGGCCGCCGCCGCCGCCACCUCCAUCUCCGUCGGAGGAGGAGGAUAGAGAGCCGUGGUGGGUGGAGUUCGACGAUGAGUCGAUGACCAUCGCGGCCAUCUUGCAGAGUUUUAAGCAUUCAAAUAAUUAGUUAAUUCUCCGCUGUUGCAUGAUUUCAUGGUGGAUGAUUUGGUGGAUUAAAAAUGGAUAUUUCUGUGAUUUCAUGAUCUUU